Rattus norvegicus (Norway rat) is the source of this 3548-nucleotide messenger RNA. NCBI's taxonomy places the organism in Eukaryota, Metazoa, Chordata, Mammalia, Rodentia, Muridae. The record is from RefSeq and is a predicted model, not a curated record.
CGGCCCUGGGCUAGAUUCCUCACAUUGCAAAGCGAAAGAGACCGUUCAGCGCCUGACCUUGAUUGAAACACCAGAUAUGGCUUUCUUUUAGCACCACCCGCACCUCGCCCGCCACCUGGCCCAGCCAGAGAAUUUCACGAAGUCCUCCUCGCACCCUCCCUCCCCGCAGGCGCGCUGCGCAGCGACGCUGAGUCAGGCUGCGCCCAGUUGGGCGGGGCCCGCGCCUGCGCACUGGCGUCUGCGGCGGGGUUGGGGCUAGAUUUAUAUGCGCCUGGUCAGCUGACGAUCUGCAUUGCAGCCUGCGGAGUGAAGCGGCGCCAUGUAUGCUCUCGCUCUCCUCGCCAGCCUUCUGGUCACCGCUCUGACCAGCCCUGUCCAGGACCCGAAGAUCUGCUCUGGGGGCUCAGCAGUAGUGUGCAGAGAUGUGAAGACGGCGGUGGACUGUAGGGCUGUGAAGCACUGCCAGCAGAUGGUCUGGAGCAAGCCCACAGCAAAAUCCCUUCCUUGUGACAUAUGCAAAACGGUUGUCACCGAAGCUGGGAACUUGCUGAAAGAUAAUGCUACUGAGGAGGAGAUCCUCCAUUACCUGGAGAAGACCUGUGCGUGGAUUCAUGACUCCAGCCUGUCAGCCUCUUGCAAGGAGGUGGUUGACUCUUACCUGCCUGUCAUCCUGGACAUGAUUAAGGGGGAGAUGAGCAACCCCGGGGAAGUGUGCUCUGCGCUCAACCUCUGCCAGUCCCUUCAGGAGUACUUGGCCGAGCAAAACCAGAGACAGCUGGAGUCCAACAAGAUCCCGGAGGUGGACCUGGCCCGCGUGGUUGCCCCCUUCAUGUCCAACAUCCCUCUCCUGCUGUACCCUCAGGAUCGGCCUCGCAGCCAGCCGCAGCCCAAGGCUAACGAGGACGUCUGCCAGGACUGUAUGAAGUUGGUGACUGACAUCCAGACUGCUGUGAGGACCAACUCCAGCUUUGUCCAGGGCUUGGUGGACCACGUCAAGGAGGAUUGUGACCGCCUCGGGCCAGGCGUGUCUGACAUAUGCAAGAACUAUGUUGACCAGUAUUCUGAGGUCGCCGUCCAGAUGAUGAUGCACAUGCAACCCAAGGAAAUCUGUGUGAUGGUUGGCUUCUGUGAUGAGGUCAAGAGAGUGCCAAUGAGGACUCUGGUCCCCGCCACUGAGGCCAUCAAGAAUAUCCUCCCUGCCCUGGAGCUGACGGACCCCUAUGAGCAGGAUGUGAUCCAGGCCCAAAAUGUGAUUUUCUGCCAAGUUUGUCAGCUUGUGAUGCGCAAGUUGUCUGAACUGAUUAUCAACAAUGCCACUGAGGAACUUCUAAUUAAAGGUUUGAGUAAAGCCUGCUCCCUGCUCCCUGCUCCUGCUUCAACCAAGUGCCAGGAAGUGCUGGUAACAUUUGGCCCCUCUCUGUUGGACGUCCUCAUGCAUGAGGUGAACCCGAACUUUCUGUGCGGUGUGAUCAGCCUCUGUUCUGCCAACCCGAAUUUGGUGGGGACCCUUGAACAACCUGCAGCAGCCAUUGUAUCUGCACUGCCCAAAGAGCCUGCACCGCCAAAACAGCCUGAAGAGCCCAAGCAGUCUGCAUUGCGCGCCCAUGUGCCUCCUCAGAAGAACGGGGGGUUCUGUGAGGUGUGCAAGAAGCUGGUCAUCUAUUUGGAACAUAACCUGGAGAAAAACAGCACCAAGGAGGAGAUCCUGGCUGCACUUGAGAAGGGCUGCAGCUUCCUGCCAGACCCUUACCAGAAGCAGUGUGAUGAAUUUGUGGCUGAGUAUGAGCCCUUACUGCUGGAAAUCCUUGUGGAGGUGAUGGAUCCUUCCUUUGUGUGCUCGAAAAUUGGAGUCUGCCCUUCUGCCUAUAAGCUGCUGCUGGGAACCGAGAAGUGUGUCUGGGGCCCAGGCUACUGGUGUCAGAACAUGGAGACUGCUGCCCGAUGCAAUGUGAGUGUCCUAGAUGGCUUCUACAGAGUGACUGGGCUCGCCUUAUGCAAAGAGUCACAGCUCUAACUGCUCUUGUCGGGGAUGACACAUGGGCAUGUGUGACAACUUUUGGAGCUGGUUCUCUUCUCUCACCAGUGUUUGGUCCUGGGGACAGAGCUCAGAGUGUGAGGCUUGUAUGCUUCUUGUCCUUUGAGCCAUCUCAGUGUCCCCUAGUAUUUUCUCACUCAUCAGCUUCAUGCACAGCCACUAGGAAUCGCAUCAAACCUGUAGGGCCCAUGGCCCCUGCCUCUGCACAAGUCCCCACGGGUCCCAGGGGAUACUUCCUGGCCGAGGCUUAGCUCAAGCCUUAAGCCAGGCUUGCUUUCCCUAAUGGGGUGUUGGCCUUGGCCUCUGGUGCAGAAAGCUUUGUCAUUCCUUCUUGUGCUGGCUGGUCUGCACCAUUGUGGCCCAUGUUUAGCAUGUGGGCCUGAGUCUGCCCCUCUUGAGCUUUUCCUAGUUGGCUUUAUUGCCACUGGGUAAGAUUUUUCAGUCAAGCAGCGGGAUCUGGGGGUCAGUGAUUCUGGACCAGGGUUUUAAGAUAUCUCAAAGCUCAGAGCCACAGGUCCUGUUUUGAUAGUAUUCUAGGUUCUUAGCAUCCAUGGCUUCAGUAAAACCAGGUCACUUCUUUGGACUGAUGCUGACAAGGAGUGAACCAUGAAUGUCUGUCUUGUAUGACCUAACUAACCUGUCUCCUUUUCUCCUCCCAGGCUGUCGAUCAUUGCAAACGCCAUGUGUGGAACUAGCUUUCCAGCUUGCAGAAGUCGCCUACUUGUGGGUCUAGGGUAAUGAACACAUAGAUCUAUUUGACUUAAUAAGUAGGAGCCCCCUUUUGUCUUCCCCCAUCUCCUGUCCCUUACUAUAGCAUUUCUGUCACGUAAGAGGCGCUGACAGCCACUUCCGUGUCCCAUUUCUGCUCCAAGGAUGAGGACACUUGGGCUUCAGCUCCCCGGCUGCCCUUUUCACCCACCUGCUGGAGGGGGGUGGUGAGCCAGAGGGCAGGAGCAUGUGCUGAGCCCUCUCGGUGUGUAGGGAUCAUGGCCAUCUCCUAGCGUGAGGGAACUGCGCAACUUCCUGUGCUACCAAGGAGUUUAAUUUGGAUGCUUAGAAGCACAGAGUGAUCAGGCCUUUAGAGUGUGGGAUGGCCAUUGCCACAGCACAGAGACUUGAGAAGCACCUGCUGCAGGUGGCUUGCUUGGGACGUUGCCGUCCCUGGUCAGCCUUCAUUCUGCUUUCCCGUCUUCCCGUCUGCCUUGUUGGGGAUCUGUGGGGUAGGGUGGGGAGGGGGAACUUCUGAAUGUAACUUGCCUGUGCCGUGUGACAGUCGUGGGCCUGAUCUUUUGUUUGUGAGACCCGGAAAUGGGGUCUCUGCCUGGCUGUUUGGGGUCCCAUACGCCUUUCGUACCCGUAGCUCUGUUGAGCUGCUUGUUCACCUCAUGGGUGUAAGAAUCGUGGAUCGUUCUGGUGAGGAGACAGCCAGCAGGAUGGGCAUGUGCAGUUAAAUGGACCUAGAUUUUGUUUUGCACUAAAGUUUCUGUGACUUAAUAAAGUUCUGUUAACCAGA